Molecule: messenger RNA, 2474 nt
Organism: Physella acuta
Lineage: Eukaryota; Metazoa; Mollusca; Gastropoda; Physidae
Product: ATP-dependent 6-phosphofructokinase
Biological process (GO): fructose 6-phosphate metabolic process; fructose 1,6-bisphosphate metabolic process; canonical glycolysis
Cellular component (GO): 6-phosphofructokinase complex; cytoplasm
Molecular function (GO): ATP binding; AMP binding; identical protein binding
Source: RefSeq, a predicted model, not a curated record
GUGUCUAGGGCGGGCUCGAAGCCCGCGUCCAACAGUCGUCUGAUGAACAAGUUGCACAACUCGUGGAGCGAUGCUAAGCUGGCUGUCUUUACUGCUGGGGACGAUUCACAGGGCAUGAACGCCGCCAUCCGUGCCGUAGUCAGGAUGGCCCACUACCUCGGCUGUACCGUGAUGUACAUCAAGCAAGGCUUCAAGGGUAUGGUGGCUGGCGGUGACAACUUCACUGAGGCCUCCUGGAUCUCCACAGAAGACAUCGCAGGGGUGGGAGGCACCAUCCUGAAAACGUGUAAAUGUCCCGAGUUUGUGGAACGGGCCACUCGAAUGAAAGCUGCGAAAAAUUUGAUCGAAAACGGCAUUCAAAAUAUUGUAGCUAUAGGCGGAGACGGGACGCUCAAAGGGGUCCACUCAUUACAGAAAGAGUGGCAGAGUAUCAUUCGUAGCCUGGACGACAAAAACUUGGUGGAUAAAAGUCUCUUGCACAAGUAUAAAAGUCUGAGAGUGGUUGGCAUCGUGUCCAGCAUCGUCAAUGACGUCUGCGGCACUGACAUGGCCAUCGGGGCCAACUCGGCCAUUCACAAAAUCCUGGAGGCCACCGACGCCAUCGCCACCAGUGCCAGCAGUACCCGGGCUGCCUUUGUUAUAGAGGUGAUGGGGAAGACGAGCGGCUACCUGGCUCUAGCAGCUGCUGUGGCGUGUGAUGCCAGCAUGGUGUUUCUACCUGAGUGGCCGCCGCAGGGGGACUGGAGGGAGGAGCUGUACAGCAAGGUGCGAGACGACCACCUGAUGGGGGUGGAGUGUAUCAUCAUCUUCGUGUCCGAGGGUGCCACCGAUAGGUUUGGGAAACCGAUCACCUCGUCUGACGUGUGUUGUGUUCUCACAGAGAAGCUUAACAUCAACUGCCAAGCCACAGUGCUGGGUCAUGUCCAGUGUGGUGGGGUGCCUUCCGCCUAUGACCGGGUCAUAGCGGCAAGAAUGGGGGCGGAGGCCGUUGUGGCGCUCAAAGGCCUGACGGACGAGCAUGGAUCCUGCGUCAUCGGCAUCAACGGGAACGAGAUCUCACACAUGUCCAUGGAGAAAUGUCUGGAGACCAACGAUCUCCUGGAGCAUCAUCUGGUUGACAAGAACUUCAUGGAGGCCGUGCGUCUGCGGGGCAGGCAUUUCCAGAGUCUCCUGAGCUCCUACGUCCUCCUGCACAGCAUGAGAUCGAACCCCGGGAUUAUCGAUCUCCCACUGAGCCGGGACAGGACCGUGGCCGUCAUCCAGGUGGGGAAGGCGUGUGUGGGCCAGUGCUUGAUUAUCAAGUCUUUUGUCGGCUUCUGCCAGAGCAGAGGCUUCAGUGUGCUGGCCAUCAAAGACGGCUUCGAGGGGUUGCUGAAGGGCACCGUGGUGCGUCUAUGUUGGGACGUGGUCAAGCACUGGUCAUCCAGGGUCAACGACUGCCUGGGGUCCUGCAGGUACCCGGCGGCACAUUACGGUCUAGAAAACAUCGACGCCGCCAUCCAAAACCUGGGAUUGUGUGGCCUUCUGUUGGUCGGGUCGUUCCCUGCAUUCGAGAGUCUGUACCAGAUGUACGAGAAGGUGGGCACAUAUCGAAACUUCGGCAUCCCCAUGUGUAUGGUGCCUGUGACCAUCAUGAACAACAUCCCGGGCUGUGAGAUCUCCAUCGGCAGCGACUCGGCCCUGAACGAGAUUGUCGGCUACUGCGAUAAGAUGAAGCGGCUCGCUAAAGCGAACAAAAACUACGUCUACAUCAUUGAGACUUUAGGCCAGAACUGCGGUUACCUCACCACCAUGUGUGCUGUGUGUGUCGGGGCCGAUGCGGCCUACAUCAGACAGGAGGUCGUCAACCUAGACACGCUCUUACAGGAUGUGGACCACAUUAAAAACAAAAUCCAAAAGUCUGGCGUCAGGAACGCACUCAUCUUAAGGAGCGAGUUCGCCAACGAAAACUACACAUCAGACUUCAUGCAUAAAUUGUUCACGGAGGAAGGAGCCGGCGUGUUCUCGUGUCGAACCGGAAGUGUGGGGCAGGUACAACUAGGUGUCCUCCCCUCCCCAAUGGACCGUAAAAGCGGGACCAUCUACGGGCUACGCAGUGGCGAGUGGCUGUUGAACACGGUGGAGGCUAUCUCCCCCAUGAACGGCAUGAUUUAUGAUGAGAGCCCCAAGAACAAGGUCGUGCUGUGUCUGAACAAGAGGAUCAUCAUGUUCAGGCCGGUCACCAGGCUCCUCGCUGAGACGGACCUGCAGCUCAAGGUCCCCACCUACAACUGGUGGCUCAAGCUACGACCCUUGAUUCGCAUCCUGACCCAGCACUACGAGGAGGACUACGAGAUGGAAUCGACGGACGACAAUGAAGACACUCCUCAAGAGGAAACCACCCAACUCUUCGAUCACGCCGUGGGCGUAUGAGUGGGUGGCUGUGGACACGCCCACUAAAUGGGGUGGUCGUGGACACGCCCACUUUAUGGGGG